This is a messenger RNA of Cucurbitaria berberidis CBS 394.84, 840 nucleotides long. RefSeq lists its product as uncharacterized. The coding region runs from base 26 to 571 and encodes 181 amino acids. The transcript has a single exon. Lineage: Eukaryota; Fungi; Ascomycota; Dothideomycetes; Pleosporales; Cucurbitariaceae. The record is from RefSeq and is a predicted model, not a curated record.
CCUCCUCGAGCAACUCCACAAGCACAUGGAGUACAACGUCGAUGACAGCGAUCGGAGUAGCAGUCCGCCGCCCACGCCGACGGACAAGCCGCUGAGGAGCAAACGCAGUCACAACAGGAAGGCAACACCGACCGCUGGUGGACAGGUGGGUGGAAUGCCCGGGGGUCAGCAGCAUCAGAGCCCAGGGAGCACACACCACCAGAGCUUGCUGCACCAGAUGAAUCCCAUGUCUUCUGCGCAGAGCACGCCUGAUCCCAGCCGGCAACCCAACUCCUACUUCAGUGCCAUGGGCGGCGCGACGGCCACUUCGCCACACGGUGUCAACGGAGCCCCCGUACUGCCGCCCCUACAUGCCUUACCGCCGCUUCAGCCCCAGCAACAAGCCCCGCCGCGCGCCGCAUACUUUGACCCAGCGUACGACGAGCAGCGCCCUACCCCAGCGGAGAACGAUGGAGAAGGGGAGAGGCGUCGAGCGUACUCGGGCGCUCAGCAGCCAACUACCGAAUCUGCGCCCCCACAGAAUGGAGAUACGGAGAUGACGGAUGCUGGGUUUACGGCUGUCAACCGGUAGAUUUGGUACGACUAGCUAGGCCGGGUCAUCGUUUCUUUUCUAACUCGAAAUCCUCUGUCUUUUGGCGAUGCCGAAUUCAUUGCGCAAUCAGGAAUUAGCUGGUAGCAAGGCGUUUGGGAUGGAGCGCCUCUAUAGUCUAUAGGGUAAUGGCAUGUAUGAAGUAGCACAUUACAAUGGUUAGACAUGGUGCAAGCCUGUAUUAGUAUUCUCAAGAGGUCAGCACUCCCCAGAAGCCUUCACGGUGUAAUGCCAUGCUUCGACUGUCGAGA